GCUGGCAGCAAUGGAAGUGGAGGCCCCAAGAUGUCGUUCGCGCAGAAGAUGAUGGCAAAGAUGGGCUACAAGGAGGGCGAAGGUCUAGGCAAAGGUGGCGACGGUAUUCUCAACCCGAUCGAAGUAAAACUUCGGCCGCAGGGUGCUGGUGUUGGUGCCGUGAAAGAGAAGACGAAGCAGGCCAAGGAGGAAGCCAAACGACAAGCCGAGCGCAGGGGCGAAGAGUACGAGGACUCCUCAGAGGAAGAGCGUAAAGCGCGCAAGCGACGAAAAGACGCUGUCAGGGCGGCCAAGAGCGCUGGAGACAGUGGAGCCAGCACACCCGGCGGCUUCACCAAAGCCAAGAAGAAGUAUCGCACUGCUGCCGACAUUGAGAAGGAAUCAGAGGGCUUGGAAGUGCCCAACGUCCUCAAGUCUCUCAUCGAUGCAACCGGACGAGAGAACAGACUCCUCACCUCCACCGCCGGGCUGCUCACACCAACCACGGGCCAUGUCAGAGGUGAAACCGAGGCCGAAAAGAUCGCAAAACGUGCUCGACUCGAGCUGGAAGGCUUCGCUGAAGCGUGGAAUGAUAUGGUGGAGCGCAACAAGUAUAUUGACGCCGAAGAAGAGCAAUUACUCAAAGAGCUGGUAGACCAGGAGGACGAAGACGCAAAGGUAAAAGCAAUGUAUGAAGCAGUCGUCGCAUUGUCAAGCCUGGAUGUCAACACUCCCAUGCUUGCGGACGAUGCUCUUGCGAGAUGGGAGGAAGUUACCAGCGAAUUGGAGCAGCUACAGACGACCUAUGCAGCUGAUAUUGAUGAGUAUGGGCUGUCUGAUGCUGCUGUGGCAGUCAUACACCCGCUGUUCAAGCAGGAGAUGCUUGACUGGGACCCCCUAGAGCAUCCAAUGCACUUGGUCACAUAUCUCAAACGGCUGGAAAGCAUAUUGCGGAUCGGCAGAGGCACAAGUUCCUCCACACAGGACGACUUUGAAUCUCUUCGACGUCCCAAGAAGUCGACAACGUCCUACGAGACGAUGAUAUACUCUCUCUGGCUACCGAGAGUCCGCACGGCCGUGACAAACGACUGGGACACACAUUCACCGACGAUUCUGCUGACACUCGUGGAAGCGUGGUCGCCGCUCCUCCCAGAGUUCGUGCGCAACAGCGUGGUGAACAACCUCGUCGAACAGAAGCUCUCAAGCAGCGUACAGGGAUGGAAUCCUCGUACUGCGCUCAAGAGAAAACAUCCCACAUCGCUCCCACACACAUGGCUCUUCCCCUGGCUCCCAUAUCUCUCCGAGCAACACACCGACCCUUCAAACGCAACCGGCCUCCUCGCAGACGUAAAACGCAAGCUCCGUCUCGCUCUCGACACCUGGGAUCUCACUCGAGGCAUCAUGCCCGGCCUGGCCGAAUGGCAGGACGUCAUGCGCCCCGAAGUCGACCGCUCCCUGAUCAACCACCUCCUCCCCCGCCUCGCCGCCCACCUCUCCACCGACUUCGAAAUCGACCCUUCAAACCAGGACAUGGCGCCGCUCGAGCACGUCCUCGCAUGGACCCCCGUCUUCAAACCCCUCGUCAUCGCCCAACUCCUCCUCGCCGAAUUCUUCCCCAAGUGGCUCAACAUCCUCCAUCUCUGGCUGACGGCCGAGCCCAACUACGCCGAAAUCAGCCAGUGGUACACCUGGUGGAAGACGCGCUUCCCCGACGCCAUCAACGCCCUCAAGCCCGUCGACGCACAGUGGGAAAAGGGCCUCGAGAUGAUCAACCACGCCCUCGACCUCGGCGACAGCGCAAAGACGCUCCUCCCCCUCCCCGCCGCCGGCCCUGCACGACCAGCUCACAUGCCCGCCUCCGGACCCGCUACACCUGGCCCCAACACCACCGCAUCAUCAUCCUCGACAUCGGCCCCGCCGCAGCACGCCGUCGAGACAACCUUCAGAGACGUCGUCGAGUCGUGGUGCAGCGACGAAAACCUCCUGCUCGUCCCCCUGCGCGAAGCACACGCCCAGACCGGCCUGCCGCUGUUCCGCAUCACGGCUAGUGCGACGGGCAAGGGCGGUGUGGUGGUGUAUAUGCAUGGCGAUAUUCUGUGGGCGCAGAAGAAGGGCGAUAGGGCGGUCUGGCAGCCGGUUGGGCUUGGGGAGGGGCUUGUUGCGCGGGCGGAGGGGCGGUGA
This is a messenger RNA of Pseudovirgaria hyperparasitica, 2160 nucleotides long. RefSeq names its product G-patch domain-containing protein. The transcript has a single exon. NCBI's taxonomy places the organism in Eukaryota, Fungi, Ascomycota, Dothideomycetes, Acrospermales, Acrospermaceae. Gene Ontology annotation, biological process: spliceosomal complex disassembly. Gene Ontology annotation, molecular function: nucleic acid binding. The annotation marks the transcript as partial. The record is from RefSeq and is a predicted model, not a curated record. Gene Ontology annotation, cellular component: U2-type post-mRNA release spliceosomal complex.